Molecule: messenger RNA, 2270 nt
Organism: Nelumbo nucifera (sacred lotus)
Lineage: Eukaryota; Viridiplantae; Streptophyta; Magnoliopsida; Proteales; Nelumbonaceae
Source: RefSeq, a predicted model, not a curated record
AUCGAAAAAUUUCCCAAAAAUUUACGGUGAGACGUUCUGAAAAGUUACGGUGAGUUUAGAGAAAUGCUGCAAAGUCAUGAUAUUCAUGCAGUAAUUCUCGGUCCUCCAGCAAGACUGUGCUCUCUUCCCGGUUGCUUAAAGUUGCCACGCAUCCGUCAAAAUCGGCGAUCCGAUAUUCUUGGCGAAAAAUCAUCAGAGCAACUCCUGUAAUCGCCUCCGCUGGCCUCUCACAGAUUGGGCUAGGAGCUGAAACCAAGUUCUUCUCUGUGGAAACUCUGGGUUCUAUGCCUUUCAGUUUCCAUUACUGAUCAUCUUAUCAUGUAUCGGUGAAAGCUUGGUUUUUGUCUUCUUUCCCCACCUUAAAAGUAGGUCGCGGUUUUCAGUGGUGUUGUCAUGCACUGCACGUACUGAAAAUUGGAGUUUCCGGGGCCAAGAUUUUGUUAAAAUGGAGGGAAAGUUAUUUACAAGUCCUCCACCACCUCAACUCUCAUAUUCGAAUCGGCGGAUUAUUGGUAGUAUCAGCCAAUCAAAGCGAGUCUAUCAAGUCUGGAAAGGAAGAAAUAGAUUCUUUCUUGGUGGCAGACUUAUUUUUGGUCCAGAUGUGAUGUCAAUGGUAUUUACGAUAUUUCUAAUUGUAACUCCAGUGAUUCUAUUUGCUGUUUUUGUUUCUCCGAGUCUGGUUGAUGAGUUUCCUCACCAUCUUGGCAAUCUCAUAGUAGCAGUAUCUGUGGUGUUCACAGCAUAUGUUAUUGUUCUUCUCUUUCUUACAUCUGGAAGGGAUCCAGGCAUUGUUCCUCGUAAUUCUCACCCUCCAGAGCCAGAAAAUGAAAGCGCAUCCUCUUCAGGCUGUCCAGGAAGUCAAGGCAAUUUGCCACCCAUGAAAGAUGUGAUUGUCAAUGGAGUAGUGGUCAAGGUCAAAUACUGCCAUACAUGCUUGAUAUAUCGCCCACCCCGAUGUUCUCAUUGCUCUAUCUGUAAUAACUGUGUUGAGCGAUUUGAUCACCAUUGCCCCUGGGUUGGGCAGUGUAUUGGAAAGAGGAAUUACAGAUUCUUCUUCAUGUUCGUGUCUUCUACCACUAUGCUGUGCCUAUAUGUUUUUGCAUUCUGUUUGGUGAAUAUCAGGAAAAUAAUGGAUGCAAGCCAGUGUAAUCUCUGGGAAGCUCUUCUGAAAUCUCCAGUUUCAGGGAUGCUCGUAUUAUACACAUUUUUAGCUGCUUGGUUUGUUGGAGGGCUAACAGCAUUUCAUAUAUACCUAAUUUGCACCAAUCAGACAACGUAUGAGAAUUUCCGAUAUCGGAGUGAGGGAAAGAAGAAUCCUUAUAACCUUGGAUGGGCUCGCAAUAUUGGGGAAAUCUUCUUCUCUAAGAUUCCAAGUUCUAAAAACAACUUUAGAGCAAGGGUAAAGGAGGACUCAUCUGCUGCUCUCACCAGUUCAUUAUCAUUAGACCAUCCAAUGAGCCCAGAGAUGCCCCAAACAAGCUUUGACAUUGAGACGGGUGGUAAAAGACAACCUGUUGUGGGAAACGAGUUUGAAGAUUUACAGGGUCAAAUUGAGAGUGUUUCUGGAUCAGAGAGGUGCCUAACUCAGGCAAGGCAUACAAACCGGGAUAAAAAAGGUGACUUGGAGACACCUGUUAUACAUGUACUGGCUGUAUAGUCAAACUGAGAGUGUUUCUGGAUUAGAGAGGUCUGGAAUCCAACCAUGACACACAAACUGCUGGGAUCAGAAGGUAACUGGGCGGUUACAUCUGAUAAACAUGCAUCUGCUACAGAAUUUGGAAUUGUAGAUGGCUCAACAAAUAGAGAGAAUAUUUGUGGGAGCCAUUGAGAUGAGAAUCUAGAUCCCAAACUUGAGGGGAUAAAAGUGGGGAUGGAGUUGUUCCAUUGUCACUAACGCUGGCAGAAAAGAAUCACUAAUAUAGAUGGUGGAACUUGGUGUAUAAGCUGAAAACUUGAACCAGGGAUAUUUGGAGCUGCCAUGAAAAGAUUUCUGUUCCUAUUUCCCCUGUAGCAAAGGAAGCAAAGAGUUGGUUUUGUUGAGAAGCUUUUUCUGUGGUUGGUUAAGGGGGAAAUGUGUUGUACACUAAGACUGCCUUUAGUUAAAAAGGCGGGAAAUUUGUGUUUUGAUGUGUUUGAUUUUGCUUGACAUAAGAGCUAGCUACUUCUGCAGGAAUUAGAUCUCGGGUUUCAUCUGGAUCUUGAUGAUGAGGAAAUGCCAAAGUUUUGAAUGAUGGUGGAAGGCUUUUUCUUUAUUCUUAAUUAUUGAGAAU